UCGAGGAGGCAGUCGAGGAGGCAGUGUGAGUGUUGGGACGGGACACCGCUUUGUUCGGCGGUAGGGGAGGGGAGACCGACACUGUGGCUCUGCUAGGAGCGUUAGAUCGGAUCUGCUGGGGCGGACGACCCUGUCUCAUCUCUGCCCGGCUGUGGUAUCAACGCGCGGCUCAGACAUUCGCCUUCCUUGCCUGGACUCUGAGGAUCUCCGUCCAGGGAUGUCAAAGCGAGUCCGAAGCAGGGAGGUCUGCGCUGAUUGCAGCGCUCCGGAGCCACGCUGGGCUUCUGUUAACAGGGGGGUGUUGAUCUGCGAUGAGUGCUGCAGCAUCCAUCGAGGUCUGGGGCGACACAGCUCCCAAGUCCGACACCUCACCCACUCUCCGUGGCCACCGUCCCAGUUACAGAUGGUGCAGACGCUGUAUGGCAAUGGAGCUAAUUCCAUAUGGGAGCACAGCCUUCUGGACCCUUCCUCCUCAGUGAGUGGGAAGCGUAAAGCAAAUCCCCAGGACAGAGUUCAUCCCAACAAGACAGAGUUCAUCAAGGCCAAAUAUCAAAUGCUGGCGUAUGUCCAUAGAAUGCCUUGUCGGGAGGAUGAUAGUGUAACCGCAAAAGACCUCAGCAAGCAACUACAUUCCAGUGUUCGGACUGGAAACCUGGAGACCUGCCUCAGACUCUUGUCUUUGGGAGCACAGGCCAACUUCUUCCAUCCAGAGAAGGGAAACACCCCACUACACAUAGCAGCAAAAGCAGGUCAGGUGUUACAAGCAGAGCUGUUGGCAGUUUAUGGAGCUGAUCCUGGAGCUCUGGACUCCAGCGGAAAGACCCCCAUUGAUUAUGCAAGACAAGCUGGGCACCAGGAGCUGGCAGAGAGGCUCAUGGAGAUCCAGUAUGAACUCACUGACCGGUUAACAUUUUACCUUUGUGGUAGAAGACCGGAUCACAGAAAUGGGCAACACUUCAUCAUUCCUCAAAUGGCAGACAGAAAUAACAGUCUGGAUUUGUCGGAGUUUGCAAAAGCUGCAAAGAAGAAGCUGCAGUCGCUAAGUAACCAUCAGUUUGAAGAACUUGCCAUGGAUGUUUAUGAUGAAGUCGACAGAAGGGAAACAGAUGCUGUGUGGCUGGCCACUCAGAACCACAGCACACUUGUGACUGAUACCACGGUUGUACCUUUUCUGCCAGUCAACCCAGAGUACUCAUCUACCAGAAACCAGGGUCGCCAAAAAUUGGCAAGGUUCAGUGCUCAUGAAUUUGCUACCCUGGUGAUCGAUAUCCUAACUGAUGCUAAACGACGGCAGUGGGGUAACUCCUGUGACAGUCCCAAAGAGAAUGUAGAGCUGAUCCUUCAGGGAAUAGACAGUCGCCACAACAGUGAGAGCCAGGACAAUGAUCAGCCAGAUUACGACAGUGUUGCAUCAGACGAAGAUCCAGUCCAAGAGGCCACUUGUGGGGACAGCUGCAACGAUGGAAGGACCAAGAGCUCGGAGUCGUCUGACCUCUCUGAUGGACCAAUCACAGUGCAGGAAUUCAUGGAGGUGAAGAGCGCCCUUACUGCGUCAGAAGCCAAAAUACAGCAGCUUCUCAAAGUCAACUGUCAUCUCAGUGAAGAGCUGCGGUCGAUGCAGAGCAAGUUGAGCUCCCUGCAAACUGAAAACACAACCCUGCGAUGGCAGACCCCCAGUGGACAGCAAAACACCCAGGGGCCCCUUGGUCGACAUCCACCCCGCGGAGGUCGCGCCAUAUCGAUGUAUGAGACAGGAUCUAAUCCGAAGCAGUUCUCCCACCGAGCCGAAACAGCCAGGCAUGAGGAUGGAGUCGUUUUACAACCUUUCCCAACCAAUAUUGGGAGGGGUCCUUUGGGGACGGCUGCUUCCUCCCUCCCUACCUUCCCCUCCUCCCUGUCCUGGUCGAGGGACGAGAGAUCUCGAAGGGGCUGUAGUUUGGAGGGACGGAGUACCAUGCUGGAGAGUGACAACGACACUACACCGAACCACUCUGAAAUGGAGGAGACUGGAAGCCCUCCUUCAGCCUCUGAUACUAUGGAGCCAGAGGCGGAGGGUGAGGAAGACGCCACCCUGCCGUGCACAGAGGACGUCAUCUGUAAGACAGAGCAGAUCACUAAGAACAUACAGGAGCUUCUGAGGGCUGCUCAGGAGACUAAACAUGAAAGCUUUCUGCCGUGCUCUGAAAAGAUUUGUAUGGCCGUGAAGGAGAUGGCCGCCCUGUUUCCCAAGAGGCCGUCCUCUGAGACCGUGCGAGGGUCUCUGUGUUUGCUCACUUCGAGCGCCAGCCGGCUGCACGGAGAGUGCCACAAGGCCGCAGAUCACAGCCCGUGCCCGUCGGACAUCCAGCUGGUCACCCAGCAGGUCAUCCAGUGCGCCUAUGACAUUGCCAAAGCCGCCAAGCAACUUGUCACUGUGACAACCAAAGAAAAUAACAACUAACUAAAACCCAAAGACCUUUCGAAUGCGCUCAAAAUACAGCUCAUCAAUGAUUUUGCUCAUUUCAUCUUAAUCGGUUCACACCAUUUUUCUGUUUUCCCACAUUAAUAGUGUGAUCAUUUCAAUACAUUCCUUGAGAUGGUGAAAUCUGUACAAAACAUAUACAAUGCAAAAUUAUGGAACAUUCAACAGCGUUAUUUCCUUGAUGGUUGUUGUACCGUGACACAAAUAUUACAAAACAGGUUAUAUUCUUAACCUCACCUCAUUAGUUGAAACCACACAAUUUUCAAAAGCGCAAGGUGUGUUUAUGUGCAUAUAAAACAAUCAGCAAAACAAGCAGUUGAGCUUUUACAUUGUACUUAGGUAAACACCAGAGGUCAUCAGUUGUGCUCCUUGAGUCGUGUUUCUGUUGCUGACGUGAACAAAAGUCUGCAAGACACAGAACAGAUGAAUCUUAAUCUAUUCCAGUGACAAUUUACUUUAGCCUUUUCAUUUUUUUUUUAAUGCAACAACAGUGUUUAAAUCUUGAAUCAUGAUGCCACUCGCUUAGAUGUAAGUCUGUGUAUUAAGCAAACUGGUUAGGAAACAUGGUGUCAGUGCAUUGAGCAGCAUGUGAGUACGGAGUGUGUGAACUUCAAUUCCAUCCAGUCCCUUCGCUCUGGUUGAAGGUGUGUAAGUAAAGUUUCAGUCGUUUUUUGGAGUUCUAAUGUUACAGCUAUAUAUCUGGUGUAUGCAAGUGCGUUUGUGUGAGUGCGUGUGUGUGUGUGUGUGUCACAGAUGGCCCGUGUGAAAUCCAUUUUGAAUCAAUUUUAAUAGUGUUAUGCAAAUAUAUAAGAUGUAUGUAUCCAUGUAAUUCUUUAUCAAAAUAACCCAAAUGCUAUUAUAUUUAUAAAGUGUAUGUCAUACCUCUAAGAAAAUACCAAUGUUUAUUUUCAUAAGCUUUUGUUUAACAUGAUGCUCCUCACAGGUUAACGUGUGUUCUGAGGUUUGGGACGUCUCAGCCUGCAGUUAGUUACAAGACAACUUGUGAUCUCUUUGUUUCAUUCGGUGUGGUGCUGUAACUCUGGUGUGUUAGACGCCGCCUGUGGUCGAAUACGUACUGCCAUGGUUUACAAUCAGUGAUAAAGUAAAUGUGCCCUCUGAGUUAGAGAACCUGUUGUAGAACUUGGGUCCAAUGUGUCACUCAUUGUCGUGAGCCAGGUACGUUUGAGCGAGGGGUGGAAAGACGACUAGAAUACCGUACACAAGAGGAGUGCAGUCACCUGCGUUUGAAUGUAUCUGUAAAAUAUCUCUUUCAAAAAAGUUGCACACAUCGGUUACUAAUGUGGUCAAAGAGCCAGUGUUGCAUCCUGACUAUAACCACUGAAAUAUAAAUGUCUUCAGAUCGAUUCCUUAAGCAAAUUCUCUCAAAUUCAUUGAACUUUUCAGAACGCCUUCUCAUAAGGAUGCAUGGAGAAGGAAAAAGAGGUUCAAAGUAAAGUACAGAAUUUAUCAUUAAAGAGCCAUUUGUAAGUUUUGUUAUCAAGAAAGCCAACAGACUGUUUACUUAUGAGGUUUACCAAGAGCUUGAGCUAAUGUUCACAUUACAUGAGGUUUCAAUCUGUACGGAGACGAUAAGGGUUAACGCUGGGCUUCAUAUGAGUUAAGUCUGUUAAUUACUAAAGUAUUAAGUGAUCCUUUUUUCUCUCCUCAAUCUGUACUCGAGGUCCUGUAGCUUUGAGCUUCAGCUGCAUCGCAUAGUCUGAGUUACUCAGUAGUUGUUAGCGUGCACAUCGGCAACUGGACCUGCUCGUGUUUCUGCCUAUGUACACUUGUACAACUGAUGAUACCGUGCCAUGAUGACUGAGAAUCUGAACAGAUAUAUAUUUUUUGUACGUUUUGAAAAAGAUAUUUAUUUUGUUCCUUUUUCUUGUAAUGUGUGAUGACAGAACUGUUUUAUCAUUAAGCACACGUUAUUUUCACUUUCCCUUUUUUUUUAAAAUGAUGCAACAACCAGUGUUAAUUUCACUUUUAAUUAACUUUAAAACUUCAUUGGAGAAUUCUAAAGCAAGACCUUGUGACCUUUGCUGAACUGUGGCCAUAACUAACAGGAUCAAAUGUGAAGGUGAUGUAAAUGUAGAUCAAGGAUAGUGUGAUAUCUUAAUGUCAGUGAAACUAGUGGCCAUUUAAAGCCAAUUAGGGUAAUUCAGUGAUGAUAAUUUCAGUGCUGGUGAAUUCAGAAUGUCAUUUGUAAGAGGAGGAAGGUUUUACUUUCAGUUUGCAAAGUCAGCUGUUUUUUUCUUUAUUAUUACAAUAAAUCAUCAAUCGAAACAAACACAACCUGCCGGGGUCUUGACAACAUUAACUCCAGUGACUUAACGAACUGGUUGUAAAAAGGUACAUGAAGUGUGAAGUGUUCAGUAUUCAGUUGCUCUCCGCUCCUGGUUUCAGCCCUGACAUUGAAUUCCCUGUAGUGUGCCACGGUCCCUGUGGUUGAAAACACUCCCUGCCUCAGCUAUAAUAAAGUAUAACUCGUACCUC
This is a messenger RNA of Paralichthys olivaceus (Japanese flounder), 4957 nucleotides long. NCBI's taxonomy places the organism in Eukaryota, Metazoa, Chordata, Actinopteri, Pleuronectiformes, Paralichthyidae. The record is from RefSeq and is a predicted model, not a curated record.